Messenger RNA from Magallana angulata, 3314 nucleotides. RefSeq lists its product as uncharacterized. The transcript has 5 exons. The record is from RefSeq and is a predicted model, not a curated record. Bases 572 to 2203 code for a protein of 543 amino acids. Lineage: Eukaryota; Metazoa; Mollusca; Bivalvia; Ostreida; Ostreidae.
AUCAGAGAGAGCACCGUCUCAGCCAAUCGUCUGGAAGCUCUGAGAUUUGAUUCGUUUUCAUUGGUUAUGAAGAAUGUCCGAAAAGGUCGAGAAAGGUCGCGUUCGUUGUGGUUGGAUUUCCUUGCAAUCUGAGUGGAGCAAUGUGAUUUUGAUUUAAAGCCCCCGGUGUUGUAUUAACUGCGAUUAUAAGACCAGCGGUUUACGUAUUUUAUCAAUGAGCCAACACAUUGUAGUUUUCUCUCUACGAGGGAAUUUUUUAGACAGGGUAUUGCAGUGCUAAAGAGUCUUCGGAGAAGAUUGCUCUAUAUAUAUACUGAAUAUGAUCGUUCAAUGCUUAAUGUAAACGAGGUAUUUGGAUAUCUAACGCCUGUGAAUGUUACCUUGGUGUGACUAUGUCGUUCGAAAUUCAAAGUUCAGGCUGAGGACAUUCUUUUCGCCGUCAAGAUAUGAAAACUGGACUCGAACGUGAAAUUUGCUCUCUCGAAUGUUUGCAAACUUUACACGAAUACGCUGAAAUGUGAAAUACUCAAGAAGCAAAGUUUGUUUUUUCAAAGUUCACAAUUACGAUACAAUGCGGUCGAUAAGAAAUACUGUUUUGUUUUCUUCCUCAAUAACACUUUUGAAAAUCUUGCACGUUGUGGGUCUUGUACCGUAUAUCACAGAUAACAGUUCAGAGCGACUGAAUUUGGAUGACGGAAAGUGGGUGGGGGCGGUAACCGCCCGUGAGACCUUGUGGGCAGAGGCCGCGUUCGCGCACGUGAAGAAAUUGAACUGUAGUGACAUCUUUUUUACUUCUUCGAAAGAGUGUCAACGUUUGAUGCUUGUUCAUAAGAGCUCGUAUAUCGUGCACGUGGCCCCGUUUUCGCCCCAGGGGGAGUACGACGUGAUUUUGCCGGAUGAAAAGCUUACAAGGAGGAACACCCACGAGGGGGUGCUGGUUUUCGAUCCCUACCCACAUGCGAACUUUGGACAUCUUGUGAUUGUAUUUGUGGUAGACGUAAGAAGCAAAUUUAAGUGUGAGCAUAAAAAGGGAAUCUAUAUCGAUUCGACACGAGAUUGUUUGACGUUCGCCAUGAAAAAGAGAUGUAGAAACGCCAUUAAACGAAACAGUAAGCGGAAACACUGGGCGCGGCGCUGUGAAAUCAACUUCCUUCCGGUUGUGCACGUUCGGAAGUCCUCUAAAUCACAGAGGAAAGAAAAAAAGUAUAACUAUCUAAAGUGUUGGAAAGGAAUAGAAGGUUUUGGACAAUGCCCGGAACUGAGGCCAGAGAACGAAACUAAAGACCUUAUUUGUAACCCUAUUCGUGAUAAUACAAAACGGUGUUCAACCACCCAUGAAACAGUUCACACGAGCUGCAGGGUGUUCGAAAUUUGUGACCAAGCUGUGAUGUUGUCAGGCGGUUGGAACCGCGAGACGUCGGGUGUCCGAUUCAAACGGAAUUUAGCGGAAUUUUACGUCAUGCUACGAAACUACGGCUUCAAGAAGCGAAAUAUAAAAAUGUUCUACGCCAAUGGAGCCUCUAACUUUCACAUUCCCGGUGAGCAUGCGCAUCAGGUACAUCCGGCGGCCAUGAAGUAUGCCUUCCGCUAUCACGUACAGAAGCUUUGCCGCGUUCCCCAUUGCGUCAAUUCCUUGGUGUUGUACCUUAAUAGUCCCGCUAAAAACGACGGUACUAGCCUACUGUGGGACCUCGAUGAGGACGGAAUCGCUGACAAUUCCGAGGAGUAUACGAUACGGGAGCUGAAAGAGGAUUUGGAGCUGUGUGCCGCUAACUACGUCCAUUUGGUGGUAGACCAAAGUUUCUCGGGCGACAUUGCAGACGCAUUCAAGAACUCGAAACGUCAUCGCAACGUCAUCGUUUUCGCCAGCGGCGACAAUAAUGAAUAUGCAUACAAUGACGAGUACUCACGUCACUGGACGAGGUCAAACCACACGUUUGACUGCACGUGGGACAUUCAUGAGCACAGCAAAAAUGCAAUAAAACAUUCCACACCGGAAGUAAAGGAAGGCGAGAGGGGUGAGGUCAGAACGACGAUUUUCGGCUCCCCUUGUAAUGUAUACCCGCCGUUCUCAGCCAAGGAACUUAGACAGGAUUACCUAGGAUGUCAGGCACUGCCGACCGCUCUAUGGAUCAAGAAACUGUUGUCAUCGUCGGAAGAAACUGAGUUUGGACAAGAUUAUGCAAAUGAGCCCUGGGCAUAAUUGUUUGGUCACGUGACCCUCCAAAGCACAGAUGGUAUCGAGUGCUAUGUACAUGUACUAUUGUGGUGUUAUUGUGAUAAAUUGCGUCACAAUUUUUUUCCCAUUUGUGAUUCCACGUCAGAUAUAUGACUAUUCGUUCUGAAAAAAAAAUCAGAUCAUCAGAUCAACGUACUGAAAGUACUUGUUGCGCUGUUUAUAGCAACUUGAGUAUAACGCACAUUUUGAAUAAAUGUUGUUGACAUUUUAUCGCCAUUGUGAUUUCAGUGGUCUCAGACAUUUUGAGAAAUAAAGGACAGGCCAUUCAGAUGGAUGACAUUUUAUUGGAUGAACAGUUUCUGUCUAUUUAAUAGGACUGGACAAGGCAAAAUGAGAAGAGAUUCUGACAAUUUGUGUCAUAUUUAUAUUUGCAUUUGUAUUAUAAUAUUUAUUACAGUUUUUUUAAAUAAUGCAUUGUAUGUGUUGUUGUGCAAAUGUUGUUACUCCUUUCAACUUGUUUUUAAUCAUGAUCGUUAGUACAUGUACAUGUAGUUUGAAAGAACGAGAUAAAACAUCGUUCUUUGAUGAAGUACUGUGUGAUACUUACAAAGUAUGAUGCUUAAAUAUCAUUUGUUAUCCUCUCCUCCCUUCCCAGCACGCAGAAAAAUGAAUGUCGCUCCUACAGAGACAUAUAACUUACUUAUUAACCCUUUUUAUUCAUUUUUAUAAAUAAAAAAAGCAGAUAUUUUGAAAAAUGAUUUAGAUCUCAACUCGAAAUUCAAUUUAACUUUAAUUCUAUGGCUAUAGAAUUAGAGAGCAGUGUAUUGUCCUAUGGCAAUAUAUGGAAUAUCAACUCGUCAUAUAAAAACGAUAAACCGUUACUGUAUGUUUAAAGGGGUUAAAGCCCGAUUCUGUGAUACAUGUGUACAUGUUAAUACAGUUUUUGCAAAAAAAAAAGGGUUUUUUUUAAAUUUGAAAACAGUUUUAGGCAUUUCAAAGAGAAGAAUUAUCAACUUAUUCAAUUCUAAAAGCAACAAUAACUUUUGAUUUUACAAUAACAAAGAAUUAUAGAAAGUUGUAACGUUAAAAAAUACAGAAAGUGAAGAAUUUAAAAUAAAUAGUGAACCACAUAUAA